AUGGCAAGGGCUGGGUAUGAUAAUAUUGACGUGAUAGCUUGCACCGCAAGAAAUAUUCUCGUCUCAAACUGCCCCGAGGUUGUGGACGAUGCUACGGCCGACACCGCUGUAUUUCUGAUCCUGGCUGCUCUAAGAGGCCUCAACAACGGCAUUAUGUCCAUACGUAAUAGGACUUGGACGGGCCACGUACCUCCAGGGCCUCUUGGCCAUGAUCCCGAAGGCAAAACUCUUGGUAUUCUGGGUCUCGGCGGCAUUGGCAUCAAUCUGAAGAAAAAGAUGGAAAUGUUUGGGAUGAAGGUUAUCUAUCAUAACAGAUCAGCUUCUGUUUUGUGUAACGGUGCCGAGUACGUCACUUUUGACGAGCUGCUUGCAAAGAGCGACGUAUUGAGUCUAAAUCUACCACUGAAUGCCAAUACCCGAAACAUUAUCUCAACCGGAGAAUUUGAAAAGAUGAAGGAUGGCAUCGUCAUUGUCAAUACGGCACGAGGCGGCGUUCUGGAUGAAGAGGCCCUGGUUAAAGCCUUGGAUUCUGGCAAAGUUCUCUCCGCAGGGCUCGAUGUCUACCAAAGCGAGCCUGACAUCCACCCCGGUCUCCUGUCAAACCCACAUGUUUGCAUGCUACCGCAUAUGGGAACAUCGACUGUCGAGACCAAGACAAAGAUGGAGGAGUGCACUAUUUCAAAUGUGCGGUCGGGUAUUCUGACGGGAAGGCUGGUUACGCUGGUUCCGGAGCAGGCAAAGCUUAAUGGUGUUUCUUCUUGA
Molecule: messenger RNA, 762 nt
Organism: Colletotrichum aenigma
Lineage: Eukaryota; Fungi; Ascomycota; Sordariomycetes; Glomerellales; Glomerellaceae
Product: putative 2-hydroxyacid dehydrogenase
Exons: 4
Coding region: 1-762 (253 amino acids)
Cellular component (GO): cytosol
Molecular function (GO): glyoxylate reductase (NADPH) activity; hydroxypyruvate reductase [NAD(P)H] activity; NAD binding
Source: RefSeq, a predicted model, not a curated record